UGACGCCGUAACCGACAGACACAGCCGGGCGCCACGUUCCACCCUCUCUCCAAGAAGCACACACCGCCGGACGGAGUCUGUGUGCGGGCGUCGUGCAGUGCGAGAAGCGAUUCAGCGUAAACCCAAUGCACUUUCAUGCUGGCGCCGUGCAAAAAGUUGACCACAGAAAUUAAGUAGCGUAAGGUAAUACCCGAAUGGUUGCCGUACAAAGCGGCCAGUAGGUCAGGCCCCCAGGAAGCUGCUAAGCGUGCAAGUGUACCGGUGUGUGGGUGCGGAUUUCAGUGCGAGUGUUAGUUAGUGUGAGUGUGGAACAGGAUCUGCGGGAGCUGCUGCUACGUGCCUCAAUGAGAAUUUUGUUAGGAUAACUAAAACGCGCUCCGGUGUCGUCGCUCUGAGUGGAGUGGAGUGGAGUGGACUGUAGAGUGGGUGUCGUCGGUGUGUGUGUGUGUGUGUGUGUGUGUGCCGGGAAAGUAGUGAGAGCUGAGCAGCGAAUAACGAAAAAUCCAUUUGCCGCAAAUUGAGGAAACACCGCGAGCAACGUGCAACAACAUGUGUAAACGCUAACGAGCGCGUAAACGUGGCAAGUGCCCCAGCAACAGCUACAGCGACAGCUUCAGCUCCACCUCCAGGGGCAGCUACAGCGACAGCGACAGCGACAGCACUCGUCGUCAAGUGAAAGAACAUUUUGAUUGAUUUUGAUUGACAUGCCACUCAGAGGGCGGAACACCCACCAAGCGACAGCAUACCCAAAAUGGGGGAAAAAUAUUAAAAAAUAACACACAAACAGGGAACCCGUUGAAAGUUGGCCAAGACAAACACUUGCCAGCAAAAAUAUAACGAAAAAUGUUAUUUGUAACACUUUCCGGUACACACAACAACAAAAUACUGAAAUAAUUGCCUCAAGGGCUGUCAGCGAAAGUGCCACUAAAACAGGAAAAAAUUCUAUUCAAUGCCCAGAAACAAAAUGCAAUCAAAUCGGCGCCCAUAAAAACCGCAUAAAAAAAAGCACAAACGCAAACAAAAUAUAAUAAAAAUCCACAGAAUCAGUCGGGCUAAUCAGCUACAACAACAGCAACAAAUUGUGGUUGGUGUCUCUCAGUUAGAUUUUUUUCGAUGGCCUCCACAUUAUAUCAGUGUCUCGGUGUAAUAAAUAUAUACGUGCAUUCUCAUAUGUAUAGAUAUUGGAGUGGCUCCUGCUUGGCAUAUAGAAAAGGAUAAAAUAUUCCGGCAUCCGGUUGAUCGCAUCAAGGGAAAACUUUCUUUGGACAUUUUCGGUUUCUGGCGGACAUUUAAGCCGUGGAUGAUUAAAACGAUAAAAAGAUCUUCUUCAACUGAAGCUCAACUCUAGAAAGUGACAGCGACAGCGACACGAACAGGAACAGGAACAGGAAAGGGAAAUGCAUUACAUUAUAAUUUGGUUAAGGACAAAACAAGCCUUUCGCUAGCAGCAGUGAAACAACGUUGCCAUCGGAGACAGGCUCAAAGGAAAAUAGAAGGGGGAGAACGAACUGAAAGCCGAAAGCAGAAAGGCGCAAAACAGACAGAAGAAAGGAGAAACCACAAGACAGAAGCCAGAAAGCAGAAAGCCGCACGAGGCGACAAUAGCGAAAGGCAUUGCCUACUUCUGGGCGCUGUCAGGGGAAAAAAUCAAGAGGCUGGCGUGAAAUUUGUAUGAAAUUAAUACAAAAAGGCAAGGAGUACAAGGAGUACAAGAAGUAGAAGUGGCAGCCAUGACAAAAGUGACAAGGACAGGACAAUGAUGAGCAUCACUCUGAUUAUAAUGGCGGCCCAGCCACAAUGCGGGCCAUGCAACAGAGCGGCGACACUCGUCGAGUAGAGCGAGUGAGUGAGCGACGGAGUGGCUGGAGGACGUGACAAGAGUCCGAUCAGCCCUAUACUAAAGCAACUGCGACAGAGUGGAACUUCCAUUCCAUACUUUGACGGGCGCCUAAGCGGCACAGAAAACAGAAAACACUUGAAAAUACCUCAAGAAAUUGAAGCCUAACAGAAGCGAAAGAGGGAACGAAAAUGUCUGCUCCUUUGGUGGCUCUGCUGCUAGUCCUGCCACUGGUGAGCAUCAUCGCCGGUUGCCCGCCGGAGGUUUGCAUCUGCAAGUGGAAGGGCGGCAAGCAGACCGUGGAGUGCGGUGGCCAGCAGCUGGCCAACAUUCCGGAGGGCAUGGAUCCGGGGACACAAGUGCUGAACUUCAGUGGCAACUCGCUGCAGGUGCUGCAGUCGGAGCGUUUCCUGCGCAUGGAUCUGCUGAACCUGCAGAAGAUCUAUCUGUCCCGCAAUCAGCUGAUACGCAUACACGAGAAGGCAUUCCGAGGGCUGACGAAUCUCGUGGAGUUGGACCUGAGUGAGAACGCGCUGCAGCAUGUGCCGAGCGAGACGUUCCAGGACUACAGCUCCCUGAUGCGCCUCUCGCUGAGCGGGAAUCCCAUCAGGGAGCUGAAGACCUCGGCCUUCCGCCAUUUGUCCUUCCUGACCACCCUCGAGCUGUCCAACUGCCAGGUGGAGCGCAUCGAGAACGAGGCCUUCGUGGGCAUGGACAAUCUCGAGUGGCUGCGGCUCGACGGCAAUCGCAUCGGCUUCAUCCAGGGCAACCACAUCCUGCCCAAGUCCCUGCACGGCAUCAGCCUGCACAGCAAUCGCUGGAACUGCGACUGCCGCCUGCUGGACAUCCACUCCUGGCUGGUCAACUACAACACUCCACUGGCCGAGGAGCCCAAGUGCAUGGAGCCGGCCCGCCUCAAGGGCCAGGUCAUCAAGGGCCUGCAGAGGGAGCAGCUGGCCUGCCUGCCCGAGGUGAGUCCGCAGUCGAGCUACACGGAAGUCAGCGAGGGGCGCAACAUGUCCAUCACCUGCCUGGUGCGUGCCAUUCCAGAGCCGAAGGUCCUGUGGCUCUUCAACGGCCAGGUGAUGAGCAACGACAGCCUGAUGGACAACCUGCACAUGUUCUACUACAUCGACGAGAGCAUCGGCAGCAGCGGGGCCGAGGAGAAGCGCAGCGAGAUCUUCAUCUACAACGUGGGCGCCGAGGACAAUGGCACCUUUUCCUGCGUGGGCCAGAACAUUGCCGGCACCACCUUCAGCAACUACACGCUGCGGGUGAUCAUCAAGGAGCCGCCGGUGGUCAACGAGGUGUCCUUUCCGCGCGACUACAUGAACUACAUUGUGGCCAGCAGUGCGGGCGGCGGCAUCAUCUUUGUGGUUCUCCUCUGCACCAUUGUGGUCAAGUGCAAGCGCACCUCGGAGCCGGCCAAGCAGCGCAAGAAGUGCGAGCAGGUGACGAGCAUUGCAGGCGGCACAGACUCCUCCGCGGGCAGCACCCAGGACACGGGCAUGGGCAUGAUGAAGUGCGCCUCGAUCCUCAACGAUGGCGGCGACAGUAUGACCGGGAACUCAGGCAUGCAUCUGGGGGACACGAUGACUCCGACAAAGGCCACCAAUGGCGCAGCUGGCGGUGGCAUUAUUCUGGGCGGACAAAUGAAGCAGAAUCUCCUGCUGUAUGCCACACCGAAUGCGGGACAGCAGCAGCUCCAGCUGAAUGUCAAUCUGAUGGGCAGUGGAGCAGGUUCGCCGCCACUGCUCCUGAGCAACGGGCAUGGCCUGGCGGCCGCCUACUGUUCGCCGCCCGCCUCCCUGCGCAACUACCAGGAGAAGAAUCCCGAUCUGGUCAACGAUGCCGAGAGCGUGAAGCACAAGCUGAAGGCGGCCGUCUCCCUGGACGGCACCGGGGACUACGAGACCUCCAGCGACUGUGGGCAGUACGAGGGCUGCUACCAGCUGGCCGCUGCUCAUCCCCAUCCCCAUCCCCAUGCCCAUCCCCACCAGCAUCCGCACGCGCAUCCACUGAUGGGACGCUUCACACAGGCCAUGACCACGCUGCCGCGGGGCAUGCAACUCAAGUCAGUGAUGGCGGGCACACAUCAGCCAGCGCCCCACCAAGUCGAUGUCCACCUCAAUCCGGUUUGUUUCUUGGGGCAGGAUGGCUUCGCCUACGACUACAGCAGCGCCCACUUGGUGCAGCAAUCGCCCCAGCAGCAGCAGCAGCAGCAGCAGCAGCAGCUGCAGCCAGCUGGACCGCAGCCUGCCGCCAACUUUUAUCGAACGCUGCCACACAAUCGGCUGCACAAGCAGCAGCAGUUCCAGGGCGCAGCGGCGCCCAACUCGAGUCUACGCUACAGCCUCGAGGCGGAGUUCAUCCAGCGCGGCCCUGUCAGCUAUGAGAAGUACCAGAUGCCCAAUGUACGAUUCACCGCCGAGGGCUAUCCGCAGCAGCAGCAACAGCAGCAGCAGCAGCAGCAGAUGCAGCUCCAGCAGCAACAGCAGUUCCCCUCUCCCCCGGAGGGCUAUAAGAGCGAUCUAGCGAUGCUGCCGGCUCCGUUCCAGCAGUGGCCCAGCUGUCUGCCCGGCUAUCGCUACGCCCAGUCACCCACCCAGGCAGCCAUCUCGCCCACACCACAAGCCCAAGCACAACCACCACCGCCUCAACCACCACCGCCGGCAGCAGCCACUGCAACAGCAUCGACCUCCACAGGGACUGGCACCAUUCCGGAGCUGGACGAGAGCGAGCCCAUCUCGCCGCGUCUGGAGGAAGCGUCCUCCGAAGCAGGGGCCAGUGCGAGUGGCAGUGGCAGUGCCGCGACGCCCCCAGACGCGGCUGCCACGGAGGAGGAGAGCGCCAGUGGAGACACCUCGAAGCUGAAGCACUUGAAUGGUCCCCUGGCAGACAGCCCCGACGAGGGCUAUGUGGGCGAUGGCCAGGAGACGAGCGACAUUUGACAAGGCCCCCCAAACGGUGGCCCCACGCCAGCUGAUGCUGCCUUAGACGAUUCAGUUGCUCUGUAAAUAGGCACGCUGAUAACAUAGAUACAUAGAUACAUACAAACAUAUACCUAAAACUCUACUCAAGACUUGCUUUGCUCCUCUGUUGUUUGUUUUGUUUUGUUUCCAUCGACCCACUGGGCCAACCAGCGCGCAAAGGAAGCAAACAAGAGGCAGAGACCGAAGUUUAACCUAAUAAUUGGCACAGCUAGAAAUGCGAAACCAAACAAAGACAAAGAAAACCCAAAGCAGAGGCAAACCGAAGGUUGAAUGCUCCUACCAAAGCAAGAUUUUUCCAUUUCCCACAACAUUCGGAGAGCGUAAAGUGUUCCAUGUAAAAUUUGCAUUGAAUUUUCGAUACGAAAUGGAUGAGUUCUGGAUUAUUUGGGUACUUUCUGGCAGGAGCAGCCCAGUUUGGGUUAGAGUAUGGAACAAUGGGCCUGCAGUGGCGGGGCCUAACCUAAUAAAGCCGAAAAACAAUGACGAGCCUCUAAACAAAAGGCUCUUGUCGCCGUUUGUUUGUCUCUGUUUGCCGCCUGCCGCCUGCCGCCUGCCGGCUCCUUGCUCCGUGCCUCGAGUGCCAGCCUGGCAGCGUUUUAUUUCCGCUGAUGUAAUUGAAAAACUUUUUCAUUUAAUAUAAAGUUUUCAGCAUCUUUCUCUGGGCUGCCUCGCAGCCAACAGCCAACACAAGCCACAUAAAGAACACAAAAAAGAGACUGGGAGCCAUAGAGAAGAGUGUCGAAGGAGAGCUUAGAAGGAAAUACAGGGCCUACGACUAGACAUGUGGAGUGUUUGUGGGUCUGUCGGCUUGUCGAUUGAGUUGUUCAUCCUCCAAUCCUCAUGCCUCCGGGUUCUCGUUGACAAUUGACUCAGCCAGAGUGCCUCAACCCCAUUCCAAUGGCAGCUCCAAGUCGGUGCCACACUUCAGAGGCAAGUGGCAUGUGUUUUCACCAUGGCGACACCUGACACAAAGGACUUGAGCCCAGCUGCAGCUGUGGCUCCACCUCCACCUCCGACUGGGAGCCUUUUGGCUCGAGUGGGACGCAGGAAGUCCGAGCAUGCUUCGGGGCCAGUCGAGUGUUCCGCACCGAAAAUCGCGAGUGGCAUUAAGGGUUUUCCCCUUUGUAGUGUGCUCUAGUUUAUGAAAUUUUAAUUUGGGCCACAUCCGCCCCUCCCCCUCCCCAAUGUUGCAUUUAAAUAAUUUAUGACAUUUAUUUUCUACUAAGCAAAGUCUUGAGAAACCUUUCCUGACCGAAUCUCGAAUGUUCGGCCCUGAGUUUCGGUAUAUCAAACGAGGCAGAGCAGAAGUGAGUUCUUCACAAGUGUUUCCGGGUAACAUCCACAGCAGAUAUCGUAAAUUAGUACUUAAACAAAGUGUCUAACUAACUAAAUGUAGCUCUAGAAUGGCCAUUCAAAUGCCCGGCACACAAAGCCGCUCCCAGGCCGAGGGGGAUGACUUUGAGGAGCAGAAAAAACAAUUAGCAAUACCAAAACAGCAUAUGAGAGGGAGAGCAGAAGAAAGCAAUCAUUUAAGCACAGUAUGGAAUAAUGUAAAUUGCAUAAAUGAAUCAUUAGAUCUAAGGACUAUACACUAAACACUCACUCACUCACUCACCCACUCACUCGCUGACAGAGGAAGGAAGUUUUAUGUUCACCCAAACCCCUGCACCCUAAGGAAUAUAGCAAGAGAAACUAAAUUUAGAAAACAAAAUUUUAGCCUAGAAAAAAGCAGUAAAAAUUGUUGAAAUCUCGACACAAAGAACACACACAGAGCCACAACACACAAAGAAAAAUAUGUAAGAGAAGAAUUUGCUGGCAGGCUUCUGGCAUCUGCCCAAAAGGUAAAAAAAUAAUUUUAAAUAUUCUACCACAUAAA
This is a messenger RNA of Drosophila guanche, 6706 nucleotides long. RefSeq lists its product as uncharacterized. The record is from RefSeq and is a predicted model, not a curated record. Gene Ontology annotation, molecular function: protein binding. Lineage: Eukaryota; Metazoa; Arthropoda; Insecta; Diptera; Drosophilidae. The coding region runs from base 2029 to 4788 and encodes 919 amino acids. The transcript has 4 exons.